Trichosurus vulpecula (common brushtail) is the source of this 2179-nucleotide messenger RNA. Its product is annotated as acyl-CoA dehydrogenase family member 11-like. Lineage: Eukaryota; Metazoa; Chordata; Mammalia; Diprotodontia; Phalangeridae. Gene Ontology annotation, molecular function: oxidoreductase activity, acting on the CH-CH group of donors. The record is from RefSeq and is a predicted model, not a curated record.
UGCUGUCUCUGGCUGCAGGUCUAGUGGCCCUUGCCGUGGAAUCCAUGAUGUUCAGACAGGCCCAGCGCCUGCUGGGCCCAGGGCUCCAACGAUCCAAGGCCUGGGGGCUCCAACGAUCCGAGGCCUGGGGGCCCCAACAAUCUGAGGCCUGGGGACCCAGGAGAAACAGCCACAAACAAAGCUUGCCCCAGGAGGCUGACAUUCCCUUUGCCAGAGCUGGCAUCGGAACAUUUUUCCAAGGGCAGCCCAACCUUGGCAACCAGUACUUGGAAGAUGCUUUGCUGAGGGGCUCUCUGAAGAGGCAGCUGCCUGCCCAGGUCUUUGCAGAAGUGAAUCAGGAUCUGCAGAGGUUUGGAGCCCGAGUAUCAGAUGAGAUCCUCUCCCUGGGGCUGGAAUGUGAGGCCACGCCCCCCAGACUGCAGCAGUUUGCCGGGGGUCAGCGUGUGGACCGCAUCCUCACCUGCUCUGCUUGGAAGAGGCUAAAGGAGAUUUCUGCUGAGGAGGGGUUAGUCGCCAUAGGCUACGAGAGGAAAUACUCCAGCUGGAGCCGCAUGUACCAGGUAGCCAAGCUGUUCCUGUUCUCCUCCUCUUCUGGAAUGUUCAUUUCCUCCUUGGCCAUGACUGAUGGUGCUGCCAAAGUCCUGGAGGUGAUGAACCCCUCAGGGCUGCCAGGGGAAGCUGUAGGCCAUCUGACUUCGCGUGACCCAAAGCGCUUCUGGACCUCCGGCCAGUGGAUGACCGAGCGCAAGGGAGGCUCCGAUGUGGCCCAUGGCACCGAGACGGUGGCCCUCAAGCAGGAAGAUGGCACGUAUAAACUCUUCGGAUUUAAGUGGUUCACAUCAUCGACAGACGCCGACGCAACGUUGACCCUUGCCCGGAUCAUGGACGCUCAAGGAUCCGUCACCAAGGGGACCCGGGGGCUGUCCCUCUUCUUCCUGAAGCCUCGAGACGAGCAGGGCCAGCUGAACGGUCUGGAGGUACAACGUCUGAAGGAGAAGCUGGGCACCCGCCAGAUGGCCACUGCUGAAUUGCUGCUGGACGGGACCCGGGCACAUCUGGUCUCCCAGGAGGGCUGGGGAGUGGCCACCAUCGCCAACAUGCUGACCAUCACCCGGAUAUACAAUGCCCUAGGUGCCGUGGGCGCCAUGAGGAGGAUAGUCAACAUGGCCCGAGAAUAUGCCACCCACAGGUUUGCAUUUGGAAAGUUCAUCAAAGACCACCCACUGCACACCCAGACGCUGGCCCAGAUGGAGGUGCAGACUCGAGGUGCAUUCCUCUUGGUUAUGGAGCUGGCCAGGUUGCUCGGCCUGGAGGAGACCAACUUGGCCAGCGCACAAGACUCCUACCUCCUCCGAUGGCUGACAUCCGUGACCAAGCUUUAUACUGCAAAGCAGGCAAUAGCUGUUGUCCCCGAGGGCCUGGAAUGCUUUGGUGGGCAGGGCUACAUGGAGGACACGAACUUGGCAGGCAUUCUUCGAGACACACAGGUGCUGCCCAUCUGGGAGGGAACCACCAACAUCCUUGCCUUAGACACCCUACGGGUCCUGGUCAAGAGCCAAAGGCAAGUGAUGCAGGCCUUUUCAGCAUCUGUCCAGGAGAAGGUGGCUUCUGCUUCUGGCCACUCAGAGCUGGCUCCUUCCGUCCAGCGCGUGCAGGAUGCCCUCAGGAGGCUGGCCUGGCAGGUAGAGAGGCUCCUAGGGCAGGGCAGCACCUCCAUGGAAGUGGCAGCCAGGGCCCUGAGCUAUGCACUGGCCCGGAUCUACACAGGGGCACUUUUGAUAGAGCAUGCAGCCUGGGCUGAGGCUUCCCCUUCUGAUGUCUAUGCUUCACAGAGGUGGUGUGAACAAGACCUCUGCCCCUUGGACACUGCUCAGCGAGCUGGCUGCUAUGGGGCUGAUGCUGUUUGCAGAGACACAGCUCUGGUCUAUGAGGCAAGCUCCACUUUCACAGGAGAAGCAGGUGCCCAGGUUUCACCACUAAGAGAGAACUAAACAUGGCAGAGGUCCUUCACCAAAAGGGAAACCAAGUCAACCCGAAGCUGACAUCUUAAACAUACCAUAUGCCCAAGGACCGUGAGCAUGUCUUAAACAUGCUGAAUUCCUAAUGUUCAAUAAGAUGUACACAUAUGCAAUGUUACAUACAUGUGUAUGUAUACAUAGAUUUGUUGUUAUUCAAGUCA